UUUUUUGCUACUAAGAAAGUGUGUUGUGAAGAGUCUCGACGUGGCAGUUCUGAUUAUGUUGCCCAUCAACCACAGGAAAUGUAUGACAAGGGUUGACAAGGAGUUGAGGUUCGACAAAAGGGUUAGUGCACGCUGCGGGGGUUAAUGCACGUUGCUGGGGUUCAAAAGAAGGUGGCGCGGGUCGUUCCACGCGGAGGCGCGAUUGGAACUGUUGAUGGCAUCGCCGCCAUAGCCGCCACAACUCUACUCAAUGAGCCUCUAUUUUAGAGCCUCAAAACCCUUCUUAACCCUCAAAGUGCGCUUCCUUGUGCCCUUGCCAUCUUCCUUUUCCUUCUGCACAAACGACGCCGUUGCGAACAACAACCGCUCGGUGGUGCUUUUCCGUGCCGCGGUUGCUGAGCCGGAGUUGCUGGUCCGGGUUCUGAACACUGUUAGAGACCGGCCCGUGGCUGCUCUCCGGUUCUUUCGAUGGGCCGAGGGCCAAACCGGGUUCAAGCAAUCUAAAUUGGCAUAUGCCGUUAUUCUCGACAUUCUCGCGCGGAACGGCUUGAUGCGGUCUGCAUAUUGCAUCAUGGAGAAGGAGGCAGUAAGAAUGGGCGACGUGGUGGAUGUUUUGACCGACGGCAGGGUUUUUUCUUCCGAGGUAUCUGUUAAGCUUCUGGAUUUGUUGCUUUGGAUUUACUUGAAAAAGUCGAUGCUUGGGAUGUGCUGGUUGGUGUUUUAUAAGAUGAUUGCGAAGGGGUUGUUGCCUGAUGUGAAGAAUUGCAAUAGGGUUCUGAGAUUGCUUAAGGAUACCAACUUGGCGAGGGAGGUUUAUGAUGUGAUGAUGGAGUGUGGGAUUAGGCCUACAACUGUUACAUAUAAUACAAUGUUGGAUUCCUUUUGCAAGCAAAGGCAGGUUCAGCAAGCUCAGCAGCUUUUGCUUCAGAUGCAGAGGGUGGGGUGUUCGGCCAACGAAUUGACUUAUAAUAUUAUGGUCAAUGGUUUAUCACACCAGGGGGAGUUGGAGAAGGCCGAGGAACUGAUCGAGGAGAUGUUGAGAUCGGGACUCAAGGUUUCGGCUUACACUUACGAUCCUUUGAUUCGUGGCUACUGUGAGAACGGUAUGCUUGAUAAAGCCUUGAGUGUUGUGGAGGAGAUGUUGAGUAGAGGGGUUUUGCCUACGGUAGCGACCUACAAUACAAUCAUGUAUGGCCUUUGCAAGUGGGGAAGAGUGAGUGAUGCUAGGCAGUUGUUAGAUGUAAUGGUUAAUAAGGAUCUGAUGCCGGACUUGAUUUCAUUCAACACUCUAAUUUACGGUUACUGCAGGUUGGGAAGUUUAGGGGAGGCUUUUCUCUUAUUUGUUGAGUUAAGAUACAGAAGUCUAGUUCCCAGUGUCGUGACCUAUAAUACGCUUAUUGAUGGUCUUUGCAGAUUUGGGGACUUGGAUGUGGCCAGGCGGAUAAAAGAUGAAAUGAUCAAACAUGGGCCUAAUCCUGAUGUAUUUACGUAUACAAUUCUUGUUAGAGGAUUUUGCAUGGUGGGGAACUUGCCAAUGGCUAAGGAUUUAUUUGAUGAGAUGCUACAUAGAGGAUUGCAGCCAGAUCGUUUUGCAUACAUAACUCGAAUAGUAGGUGAGCUGAAGCUUGGUGACCCAUCUAAGGCUUUUGGUAUGCAGGAAGAAAUGAUUUCCAAAGGCUUUCCUCCUGAUUUGAUUACAUAUAAUGUCUUUAUUGAUGGGCUCCACAAGUUGGGAAAUUUGAAAGAAGCAAGUAAACUUGUGCAGAAAAUGCUCUACGAUGGAAUCGUUCCAGAUCAUGUAACUUAUACUAGCAUCAUCCACGCUCACUUGAUGGCUGGGCAUCUUAGGAAGGCUAGAGUGGUGUUCAAUGAGAUGUUGAGCAAAGGGAUAUUUCCAUCAGUUGUCACUUACACAGUUCUAAUUCAUUCAUAUGCAGUUAGGGGAAGGCUGGAACUAGCUAUUUUGCACUUUAUUGAGAUGCUAGAGAAGGGUGUAUGUCCAAAUGUGAUCACCUACAAUGCCUUAAUUAAUGGACUUUGCAAGGUGAGAAAGAUGGACCGGGCAUACCAUUUUUUUGUAGAAAUGCAAGCAAAGGGCAUUUCUCCAAAUAAGUAUACUUACACUAUUUUAAUAAACGAGAACUGUAACUUAGGUCAUUGGCAGGAAGCUUUGAGAUUGUAUAAGGAUAUGCUAGAUAGAGAAAUUCAGCCUGAUUCAUGCACACAUAGUGCCCUGUUGAAGCAUCUAAGCAAAGACUAUAAAUUGCAUGCAGUUUGGCAUCUUGAGAAUGUUAUUGCAGGAUGUGAAUGAACUUAUUGUGUAAGGAUGAAGUAUUGAUUAUUUGUUAUGCUCAGUUUGGCAUUCUCACACGGCUAAUGAGUAAAACACAUGCCUACAUUUGAAUGGGUUUUUACCCUUUGAGGUUUAAAUUCUUUGGACUGAAUAAUAUAUAUUUUUCGACUCUCAAGGUUGAAGAUGCUUAUGGUGUUCCUGAUGAUUAAGAUGGCAGACGUCAACUUUUUACACGUCUUGACAUAGUAUAUCCUCAGACUAGGUAAUACUUGGGAGGAAUUGGGAAUUUGUUAGUUAAGGUUCAAAGAUCUGUAACGUUGUGCUUGCAAGGCUAGAGGUAUACCUCUGAAGCUCAAUCCUUGUCAAGAUAUUUCAAACAAUUUUGAGAUAUCUUAACACAAAUUUUAAUUCAUUUUUCUUAGUCUAUUGUGGGUAAAGGGAAUAUUUUGACGUGAUAGUGCAUAUUCUUUGCAUUAAAGUUUUAAUUAUUUUUUAAGCCUAGUGAUACACCUUUUUUUUUCCAUCACAAUUUGUACAAUGAAAGGAAAAUAAAAGACAGACCUUUUGUAGUUC
This is a messenger RNA of Vigna umbellata (rice bean), 2866 nucleotides long. NCBI's taxonomy places the organism in Eukaryota, Viridiplantae, Streptophyta, Magnoliopsida, Fabales, Fabaceae. The record is from RefSeq and is a predicted model, not a curated record.